CAAAUCCAAAAUACUCAAAAAUUACAUAUAUUACCAAAUAUCAAUAUUUUAAAAACUUCUUCAAUAUUACAAGAUACAAACUUAAUGAGAAACCCUUAUAGUUCUUACAACAAUAAUCAUGCUAAAAGAGAUUUUAUUAAUAUAAUUGAAAAAGUAAUUAAAGAAAAAACUUUAGCUAUUGUAUCAAAGCAUAUUACUUCUAAUAUGCCAGUAUACCAAUUUGUUGGAUUAAUUGAACUAAAAGAUUGUAGUGCAAAUAAAAUUAUAAAAAAAUUAAAUGAAUUUUUUAAAAUUAAAAAUCUUUUAGUUUUAAUAUUAGACCAUUUUGGUAGUGAUGAAACAUCAGCUAUAGUGUUUGAAAAUAGAUUAAAAAUUCUAGUUGAUCUAGAGUUAAUUUGA
This is a messenger RNA of Dentiscutata heterogama, 399 nucleotides long. NCBI's taxonomy places the organism in Eukaryota, Fungi, Glomeromycota, Glomeromycetes, Diversisporales, Gigasporaceae. The record is from the annotation of a GenBank genome assembly.